ACAAUUAAAACUUCAACUGCACAAAAAAAAAACAAAAAAAAACAGAGGGGGGGGGGGAGUGUUUUGUUUGCCCGGGUCCACCUCACACAGGUCCCAGACCAGCGCACACGACACAUAUCGGCGCUAAACACAAGUCAUAAAAACACACACACACACACACACAUUUAUAUCCACGAUCAGCCGACAACACGCCGCCUCGGGCGCACGGGUUCGUCCCAAGGUUACGAUUUUCAUCCUCCAUGCAGUUUCCCUACCACGUGACGCCCCACCCGGAAGUGACGCACGUCGCUUCGCAGAGUUCAGUUUGCGUCCACUGGAAGCAAAACACCCGCAGACUGUGUUUUCUGCAGCAGCCGGAGCUGGGAGGAGGGGGAGCACCACCUGCACCGUAACGGGAGCCAACACUUCUAUAAUCAGACCACCAUCAUGAAUCCUGUCUACAGCCCUGCACCAACAGGGGUCCCCUAUGCCAACCAUAAAGGUAUAGGCUACCCAGCCGGGUUUCCUGUCGGCUACGCAGCAGCCACUCCAGCAUAUACUCCCAAUAUGUACACAGGAGCCAACCCUGCCUUCCCUACUGGCUAUGCUCCCGGUACUCCUUUCAAAAUGUCCUGUUCUCCCUCCACGGGGACCGUCCCACCUUACUCCUCCUCACCCACCCCUUACCAUGCAGCCGUCUACCCGGUGAGGAGCACCUUCCCCCAGCAGAACCCCUACGCACAGGCACUCUUACCCUCACAGCAGCAAGGCACUUAUUACACACAGCCACUGUACGCUGCACCGCCGCACGUCAUCCAUCACACGACGGUGGUCCAGCCCAAUGGGAUGCCAGCAGCUAUGUACGCACCUCCCAUCCCUCCACGCCCCAACGGUGUCACUAUGGGCAUGGUAGCUGGGACCACAAUGGCCAUGUCAGCUGGAACCUUGUUGACAACUCAUUCGCCAGCUCCUGUUGCCCCCCACCCAGUCACAAUGCCCACAUAUCGGCCCCCAGGCACACCCACCUACAGCUAUGUCCCCCCCCAGUGGUGAACCAAGGGUAGCGUCUGUAAUUGGUAUAUAUGCAUUCACACUUCAGUCCAGUGUUUUUAACAAUUGGUGAUGACCUGCCCUGCCAGCAUCUGCAACCAGUUGUUCUUCCAGCAUAAUGUGAAUUUGAAUUCCAACUUCAAAGAAAGAGGCCCAUUUCUAUAUCAAGGGAUUGAAGAAUAGAUCCACCCCCAAGACCCCUCUUAAUGGAAUAAGGUUGCCCCCUGCACUCGAUAACCUGCUGCGUAUCUCACAUCUGAUGGCAAAGUCUUCAUGCAAACAUUUCUUUCUUUUUGGUGGACUGUAAUUCAAGUUUUGCUUUGGCUGAAACUCUUAAAUGGUGAAAAAAUGGGUUUGAAUAUUUUUUUCCUUUAAUUUGUAGAUCCAUAUCCUGUUGAAUGCGUGCGUGUGUGUGUGCGCGCGCGCGUGUGUAUUAUAGAUACAAAUAAUGCUAGCUCAAUCUACCUGCUGUGAUAAAUGCAAAUUCAACAAAAGGUAUAAAUCCAAAGGAACUAAAAAAAAAGAAGUAAUAAUCUGCAAUGCUGAAUCACCAUUGACCAUGUCUUAAAUGUGAAAAGAAAAGUUGAGAAAUGUGUUGUCAUGCAGAGAUGUAAUUGCCCAGUCUAAUGCAGACCAAACUGUGCUGUUUUCACUGCUUUGUGUUUUUAGUAAGUGAUGCUUGGUUUCUAUGACUCGUCCGAGUAAUGCCGUGUAUGCAUUGUCGUACUUUUUUUUUUUAUAUAAUAUAUUUUAAGAUGGGACUUUGAGUUUGUGCCUCUGUGUAACACUCAUUCCAACACUACCGUCAUUCUGUUCAUCAUUCUGUUUCGCCUCUGCCCCGUCACACUUGCUGGAGCGAGAGCGUGGGCCGUUACAAAACUCUCCCACAGCUUCUUCUUUUCCCGUAUGACAUUCUCGCGAGUGCAUCAGGAAAAGAAAAAAUCUAUUCUACCAUUUUAUCCUUGAGUAGUCUUUAUGGGAAGCUUUUUCAAAGUAAUUUGCACCCGUUCACUGAACGAAUAAACAGGAACAAGUUUGUGUGUACGCAACUGUCUUGUGUUUUUCAAAAUGGCAACCAUUAAAAUGGUGUUGUGUAAUUUGGGGGGGCACAUGCCUACAGUUAGGCCUACACGUCUUAAUUUGUCCUGACUGUACAGACGAGUUGCAAGCACGACACACUGAAGUCACUGCUAAUGUUUCAGACGUCAGGAAAAAGGGUUUUGUUUUUAAUAUUUUGCAAGUCAUGGUGUGCACUACUGAAGGAAAGGCACUACUUCUGUUGUCAAACCAGUUUGAAAAUUUCUAGCUGUUUUACCUCAAGAGUACAGCUCGACCCACCAAUAUCACUGUCUUAAACUUGGCUUUUUUCUGUCGCCUCGGUUGAGCAAGGUUUUGUAAAAGUUUUUUUUUGUGUUCUUGGUCCUUGUUUUGUAUAUUAAACAACCAAAAAUAAAAAGAGUA
This is a messenger RNA of Lampris incognitus (smalleye Pacific opah), 2490 nucleotides long. It is a transcript of the gene fam168b, whose product is annotated as family with sequence similarity 168 member B. NCBI's taxonomy places the organism in Eukaryota, Metazoa, Chordata, Actinopteri, Lampriformes, Lampridae. The record is from RefSeq and is a predicted model, not a curated record. Bases 427 to 1032 code for a protein of 201 amino acids. The transcript has 7 exons.